This is a messenger RNA of Arachis stenosperma, 1512 nucleotides long. Its product is annotated as polyadenylate-binding protein-interacting protein 9-like. Gene Ontology annotation, molecular function: RNA binding. The record is from RefSeq and is a predicted model, not a curated record. The transcript has 10 exons. NCBI's taxonomy places the organism in Eukaryota, Viridiplantae, Streptophyta, Magnoliopsida, Fabales, Fabaceae. Bases 336 to 1262 code for a protein of 308 amino acids.
UGAUUAACCCUUCCUUUUCCUAAUCUGCCUCUUUGCCUUUUUUUCAUAAUUCCUUCAUCAUCCAUCUUCAUACGGGUUUUUUCCCUACCCAUUUUUUCCUUUAUGGACUCUACUAUUCUAAUCAAAAUGUAUCUACCUCACCAAAAUUUCUCAAUUCUAUUAUUUUUUCUUAUUUUAAAAAGAAAAAAAAAAAGAGCGUUUUCUUUCUCGUUUCCUUUUAUCCCGGGUACUAGCGUGCUGCUGAAUGAGAAAAAUGUUGUCCAAUUAACUAAUUUUGUUUGUUUUAAUAUUUCUUUUUAAUUUUAAUUGUACUUUCCAUUUCCGAAACUGUUAUUAUGUUGGGAGGGUUUUUUGAGCGAGUGAGUGAGUGGAUUCCAUCCAUGGCUGCAGUUGCUGAGGUUCCCACUGACAUUGCAGCUCCAAAUCGAUUGGACUCAAAGCCAAAACCAAAGGCAGAAUCUGAUGAGUUCAAUGUGCAAACGCUUGUUGACAUCUUCAAAAAACUGAACCCUUUGGCCAAGGAGUUCUUCCCUUCAUCUUAUUCUCACCAGGGUCACUAUCACUCCUCGCCCAAUCCGUCUCUCCCCAAUAAUUUUGAUGCUGAUAGUAACAAAAGGAACCGAAGGAGGCGAGCAAAUUUUAACCAGGGAGGUAGAAGGUUGAAUGGAAGAGUGAAGGCUCAGAGAGAGGAUAGUGUUAAAAGAACAGUAUAUGUUUCUGAUAUUGAUCAGCAGGUUACCGAGGAGCGCCUUGCUGCCAUAUUCAGCACUUGCGGGCAGGUAAUUGACUGCCGAAUUUGUGGUGAUCCUCAUUCAGUUCUUCGUUUUGCAUUUGUGGAGUUCACAGAUGAAGAAGGUGCAAGGGCAGCUUUAAGACUUGGUGGAACUGUGCUUGGAUAUUAUCCUCUCAAGGUCCUUCCAUCAAAAACUGCUAUCCUUCCAGUGAAUCCUACAUUUCUUCCAAGGUCAGCUGAUGAGCGGGAAAUGUGUACCCGAACCGUCUACUGUACAAAUAUUGAUAAAAAGGUUUCUCAAACUGAAGUCAAGAGUUUUUUUGAAUCAUCUUGUGGUGAGGUCACUCGGCUGAGGCUGUUAGGAGAUCGCGCGCAUUCAACUCGUAUUGCUUUUGUUGAAUUUGCAAUGGCUGAAAGUGCCAUCGUAGCAUUAAGUUGUAGCGGGAUGCCCUUGGGAACCCAACCUGUCAGGGUGAGUCCUUCUAAAACGCCCGUGAGGACAAGGGUUGCUCGUCCAGCACCUCAGUAACUGAUCAACAUGGUGUCGUCGUCCAAGACACACUUCAACUCAGUGAACUUUUUACAGUUGGGACUUCAGUGGAAGGGUGGUUAAACUUCCCUUUAUUUUUGUAACUUUUGUUUUUGUCUUUUGCAGCGAAACUUUUUGUUACUUGAGCACAUCUGCACAUGAUGUUUGCUCUAAGUUAAACUUUCUUAAGAACCCUCAUCUUGUAGGAAACAUUCCCGUGAUCACUCUAGUUUCGGCUAUUUUAUGGUUA